CGGGCAAACCCGCACAGGAAGAUUGGAAUCACGAGGAGGACUCAUGAGAGACCAUACAGUGCUGAAAAUGAGGUACUGUACAGAAGGCAGCUUCUGGAUUGCAAGGAGAGACCAGAAGUGCCUCAGUUGUGCUGGCUUUCUGUAAGAAUUGUAGGCAUGAGAAAUCUCCGCAAAGCAGAUCUGUGGAGCCAAACUGAUUGUUAUGUCAAGCUGUGGCUGCCAACAGCUUCAUGUCAGGAAGCCCGGACAAGAACUGUACACAACUGCAGAAAUCCCAUCUGGAAUGAAACUUUCCACUUCAUCCUACAGAGUGAAGUAAAGAACAUCCUGGAGCUGACAGUCUGUGAUGAGGAUACUUUUACACCAGAUGACUGUCUUAUGACUGUUCGCUUUGAUGUGGCUAAAAUCCAGCCUGGAGAAAAAGCUCGCCUGAAUUUUGAGUUGAAUCCAGAGAAUCAGGAAGAACUAGAAGUGGAAUUCCUACUGGAAAAUAUACCAGGAGUAUCUGAGAAGAUAAUUACUAAUGGUGUACUAGUGUCUCGUGAAGUUUCUUGUUUGGAAGUACAUGUGAAUGAAACAAAAAUGAAGAGUUCUUACAAAAGGAGAGAUUUCACAUUCACAAUGAAAGGAUCCUAUGAAGAAACUCAAGAAAUUUCCAUAGGGCCUCAAUCCAGGCCAGGAAGCAGUGAAACCACCAGGUUCCACUACAUCAAACACAGUCAACCCAGACUGCUCAUGACUCUACCAAAGGAGCGUUUUUUCUGUUGUCCUGGCUCAGGUAGGAAGGAAAUGGAUGUAAGUAGUCCCCUGGCUGUGCCUCUCCAUUCUCUGGACUUGGGAAAGAAAGUGACAGUGAUGAGAGGGGAAUCUUAUGAGGUCUCUGUGAAUGAGGAAAAUAGUUGUGAGAAUUUAGAUUUGCGGUUGGGGUUUGAUCUGUGCGCGGAGGAGCAGGAUUUCAUCUGUAAAAGGAAGAAGGUGGUUGCUGCUGCUCUGAAAAAUGUUCUUCAUCUAGAUGAAGACCUGCAGGAGGAUGAGGUGCCAGUGGUGGCAGUCGUGACUGCAGCAGGGGGAGUGCGGUCCAUGACAGCUAUGUUUGGCAGUCUUCUGGCUCUCCAGCAGCUGGGUGUUCUGGACUGUGUGUCAUACAUCAGUGGUUUAUCUGCCACGACAUGGACCAUGUCAAAGUUAUAUGAAGAUGCAAAUUGGUCACAAAAGGAUCUCAGUGGGCCAGUAGAUGGUAUCAGGAAACACGUGAUCAAGAGCAAGCUGCACUGUUUCUCUUUGGAUCAUAUGAAAUACUAUGAAAAUAAGCUUUGUGAGAGAAAGCAAGAGGGGCACAAGGUGUCCUUUACAGAUUUAUGGGGACUCUUCAUUGAUUGUAUGCUACAUCAUCAGGAAAGUACUCACAAACUCUCAGAUCAGCAGCUAGCAGUAAAUCGGGGGCAGAAUCCACUCCCCAUAUACCUGUCCCUCAAUGUCAAGGAUGACUUCAGCACUUUGGAUUUUAAAGAGUGGGUGGAAUUCACACCUUACGAGGUGGGUCUCCUGAAAUAUGGGGCCUUUGUUCGUUCAGAGGAUUUUGGCAGUGAGUUCUUCAUGGGUCGCCGGAUGAAGAAGAUCCCGGAAUCCCACAUCUGCUUCUUGGAAGGCACAUGGAGCAAUAUAUUUUCCCAGAGUUUUAUGGAUGCUGUCUACCUCUCAGGUCAUUCAGAACACUUCUGGCACAGAUGGACUCGAGACACUGAGCAUGACAUUGAGAACCAUCCUGCUCUGCCCAAGAAGCCUCAUGAACAGACAACCUGCUUAUCCAUUCCCAAAGGCUGCCUUUCCAAAACUCUUCGAGAAAUGAUGACCGGGCGGCCAGUGGUUUCAACUUACCAUAAUUUCCUCAAGGGCUUGCAGCUAAAUAACAAAUAUUUGGAGAAUGAGAGCUUUUGUAUGUGGAAAGACACAGUGCUGGAUUCUUCUCCCAACCAGCUGAAUGACAUGAGUGACUACCUCAAGCUGAUAGAUACAGCUUUCUUCAUCAACACCAGCUGCCCACCCAUUCUGAGGCCAGAGAGAAAAGUGGAUGUCAUUCUCCAUUUAAAUUACAGUGGAGGAUCACAGACUCUGCCACUGGACCUGUUCUCAGAGUACUGUUUGGAGCACGGGAUCCCAUUCCCCAGCACAGAGCUGAGCCAGGAAGACCGGGAACACCUGAAGGAGUGCUAUGUGUUUGAGGACAGCUUAGAGGCACCCAUCUUGGCCUAUUUUCCACUGGUGUGUGAUACCUUCCAAAAAUACAAGGCACCGAAUGUGGAGCGCAGUCCCGCGGAGAUGGAGCAGGGAGCAGUGGAUGUGUCCAACUGUGCUGCUCCCUAUGGCACCGGCCUGCUUACCUACAGCGAAGAGAAUUUCAACAAGCUGCUUAACCUGUGCAGCUACAACAUCCUGAAUAAUAAACACUUAAUUCUCCAGGCUUUGCGAACUGCCGUGGAACGAAAGAAGCGGCUUAAAAACUAUUCAUCGCCUAAUUCAAGUAAACACUCUUAA
Molecule: messenger RNA, 2535 nt
Organism: Pseudopodoces humilis (Tibetan ground-tit)
Lineage: Eukaryota; Metazoa; Chordata; Aves; Passeriformes; Paridae
Product: cytosolic phospholipase A2 epsilon-like
Biological process (GO): glycerophospholipid catabolic process
Cellular component (GO): cytosol
Molecular function (GO): calcium-dependent phospholipid binding; calcium ion binding
Source: RefSeq, a predicted model, not a curated record